Molecule: messenger RNA, 1746 nt
Organism: Nilaparvata lugens (brown planthopper)
Lineage: Eukaryota; Metazoa; Arthropoda; Insecta; Hemiptera; Delphacidae
Product: non-homologous end-joining factor 1
Exons: 7
Coding region: 239-1120 (293 amino acids)
Biological process (GO): double-strand break repair via nonhomologous end joining
Cellular component (GO): DNA ligase IV complex; nucleus
Molecular function (GO): DNA end binding
Source: RefSeq, a predicted model, not a curated record
GAGAGUUGGCGUACUACGAAGAAUCACAUUUCCAUAAUAUUAAAUUUUAUAAUGUUAAUGAAUACUUCUUCCUUACAAAAUAAUCUUAUUGAAGAAGUUGUAUCAUUGCAUUCACUGAUUAGAUAAACUAUUAAAGUGUCUGUGUGCUUCUUAAUCAAUAUCUGUGUAUACUGCACCGUAAGUUACAAAUUGACAAAAUUCAAAUAGCGCCAAAUUUUCAAAAAAUUGAGAGUUGACGAUGUGGAAGCAAAUCAUAAUCGAUGAGAAAUUAUACUUGUUAAGGAAUUCAAAAGAUGGAAGCCAGUUUCAUAUCUAUAUAACCGAUCUUUUAAAAAUAUGGAUUGAAGAUUUGUCAGAAGAUAAACUUCUUCAAAGAUGUAAGGAUAUGAAUCCGCUUUAUGAAGCAUCGUCUGAGAUUCUAAUUCAAAGAAUUAAGGAGCUUGUUGAACUAGAGAGCUCUGAUGUAAGAACAACAAUUACAGAAAGCAAUGGGCAAAUUGAACUUGCAAUUUCCUCUUAUUUGGGAGGAGUUAUCUUCAAGAUGAAAUUUUCUCUCUCACUAGGAUCUCCAGAAAUGUUUUUUAAACAAAUGACCUCGCCUCUAAUCCGGAUGGUAGAAGAAUUGAAGGAUCAGCAAAAUGAACUAUUUGGUUUGUUGAACAAAAAAGAUAUUGAAAUUGAAGAGUACAAGAUGAGCGGAAUGAAAAUUACAAGAAAAAACGUUGAAACAAAACCAUUCAUUAAGGAGGAAUUCUUGAAAAACGUUUCUAACGAAGAUGUUCAAAAACGCAGAAAAAGUAUUUGCCCAACAACUUCUUUUAUCGAUAACUGCAAUGAACUGUACGAGGAGUGUUCAAAAAAUAUAGAGACUGCUACAGAAACAGGAAAGGAAGCUCCUGAAAAAGAGCAGACUAAGGGAUCAAAUUCUGAUAAGGACAAUAAAUCUCCUAAGAAAACUAAGAGUAAACGUGGUGCAGGGAUUGUCUAUGAGCAGGAUAAUGAUGAAGAUGAUGACGAAACUUACUUCAGUAUACCGAAUCAAGCAGCUUCUACAACUUCUGCGAAGAAGGAAAAAUCUCCAACUAAGAAAAAACGUUCAAGAAUUCAAGAUAUGUUCUGAUUUCACUCUUGUAUCAUCGCAGGCCGUUCCAAAGUAAAUCAUGAUCAAUAACACAAAUAAAAAACUAUUCUUUAGCAGCUAACAAAAAGUAUUUCGAUGAGGUGUCAGUGAUAGUGUCCUUGUAGUAUUGUCCGUAUUUAAAAUGAGAGUUUUGAAAUUAUCAAUUGUAUAACUUAGUAUUUUUAAUACAAACUCAAGAUCGAGAAUGACCUGUAAGCCUACAAUAAAAAUAUGUCAAAACAUUUAUAUGUUCUAGUUGAAAAAACCACCAUUCCCAUUUUAAGUUGAUACAAGCAUUGUAGAACAAGCAUCUGCAUUUCAAACAAAUGCACUAUUAUUGUUCUGUAUCAUACUCUUGAGAAACUUUACUUGAAAUUAUAUUAUUUUAUUUAUCUAUUAAAAUUUUAAAAGUGUAUUUUACAAGAUUUGAUUGAAUCUAUGUUGAUUGAAUAAGUUAUGCAACAUUUUCAAUGAUAUUUUAGUAAUAUAGCUCAAGUGAAAAUUAAUUUAGUUAGUUUAAAUUGAGUUGAAAUUGAUUGGGGCUUAUUUAUAUAGUAAAAUUUGAAUAAUUGUAUUUUAAGAGAUUUAAUUGUGUACGUUGAUUGAAUAAAAAUUAUGCAAACUAA